AUGAAUGAAGCACAAAGAGCAAAGAUUGAAGCAAAUAGAAAAAGAGCACUAGAAAGAUUGAAACAGAGAGGUCUGUUAAAUAAUCUACAAGUCAAAACUAUAGAAAGUAGGAAUUUACCCAUCCAACCACAAUCUAAUCCAAGUUCUAACUCUAGUCCUAAUUCUAACAGAAUCACUAAAAAACAAGUCAACCAUGAUUCUCUAACCACAAUAUCAUUAUCAUCAAAUAAUAAUAAUAAUAAUAAUAAUAAUAAAAGUAAUAAUGGUGAAAGGACUACUGAUAAUACUUCUCAUGCCAACAAAAAUGAUGUUCAUAUCACAAAUAAACCUAAAAUACGCCCAACUGUGAGAACCAAAGAUUAUAUUGAUUUCGAUUUUUCCACUAUGCAGAAUUUAAACGGUGGUUAUAUCAACCCAAAUGACAAAGGUAUAUACAGUUAUCACAUAAAUAGCAAUACUGAUGACUAUUCUUAUUACGAGGGUGAAAGGACUGCUCAUUCGCAUAUCAAGACUUUAGAGGAUUGGAAAGAGGAACAGAGACAAAGAAGAAACCUUUAUGAAAACAAACCACCACCUGAACAUAUAUCUCAAGCCAUUAAAUGUAGAGAAUGUAGGAUUAAUAUUGAAAUGGAUCCGAUCUUGGAUGAUGUUUUUAAGUUGAAUGUCUGCAAACAAUGUUCAAAAUCACAUCCUGAGAAAUAUUCUCUCUUGACAAAGACUGAAUGUAAAGAAGAUUAUUUUUUAACUGAGGAUGAAUUAAACGACAAGAGUUUGUUUCACAGAUUAGAAAAACCUAACCCUCAUUCUGGAACUUUUGCUAGAAUGCAAUUGUUUGUCAGAUGUGAGAUUGAAGCGUUUGCAUUUAAAAAGUGGGGUGGUGAAGAAGGUUUAGAUAAAGAAUGGGAAAGGCGUGAAACCCUUAAAAUUAAAAGAAAGGAGCAAUUGUAUCAAAAAGAGAUCCAAACAAUGAGAUUAAAGACGAGAGCACAAGAAUUUACCAAGAAAUUGAGAGAUAAAAAAUAUGGGAACUUGAUUCAUGAACAUAAGUUUGGUGAAGCCGUUGAAACAUACAAAGAUGAGGAGGACAAUACAAUAAUGAAACGACGUUGCAUUAACUGUGGAUUAGAGGUUGAUGAAGUUGAAAUUUAA
Molecule: messenger RNA, 1149 nt
Organism: Arxiozyma heterogenica
Lineage: Eukaryota; Fungi; Ascomycota; Saccharomycetes; Saccharomycetales; Saccharomycetaceae
Gene: RAD14
Product: DNA repair protein RAD14
Exons: 1
Coding region: 1-1149 (382 amino acids)
Biological process (GO): nucleotide-excision repair, DNA damage recognition; nucleotide-excision repair involved in interstrand cross-link repair; UV-damage excision repair
Cellular component (GO): nucleotide-excision repair factor 1 complex
Molecular function (GO): damaged DNA binding
Source: RefSeq, a predicted model, not a curated record